AUGACUAAAGUUUCAAUUUCAAUUAUCGGUCUCAGUGGCCUUUUAGGACCUCCAGUUUUAGAAGCUAUUAAUUCUGGCUUAUUUGAUAAUAAAAUUAAAUUCCCCGUUAAAGCAUUAUCAAGAAAACAUCAAACUUCCACUGAAAAAGUGGAAUACAUUCAAACUGAAUUGACUAAUGAUGUCAUUCCAUUCAUUGUUGAAUCCUUAACUGGGGUUGAUGUUAUCAUUGAAUUAGUGACUCCAAUUCCAACUUUAUUAAACACUCUUGAACAAAUUGUUGAAAAAGUUGCCCCUAAGAUUUAUAUUCCUUCUCAAUUUGGAGUUGAUAUUGGACAAGUUGCGACUUAUUCUCCUGGAUUUUUAUCAAACAAAUCCAAACAUGCUAAUGCUAUUAAAAAUCCAAACGUUAAGACUAUUGAUGUUGUUACGUCAUUAUUCGCUCAUGAAGGUAGUUUCUUAUAUGAAUAUGUUGGUCUUGUUGGUAUCAAUACUGAAGAUAAAACCAUUGUUCAAAGAGGUUCUCCAUCAACUAAAUUUUCCAUUACCAAGGUUAGAGACAUUGGAUUUUCAUUAGUUUCAAUUGCUACUUUACCAGUAGAAACUAUUCCAACUCCAUUUAGAAUCCUGAGUGAUAUUAUCACUUAUCAAGAUGUUAUUGAUAGAUAUGAAGCUAGUCAUAACGUAAAAUUAAGUACCGUUAAAACUCUCACUAAGGAGGAAACAUUACAAGAAUUGAACCUGAAUUUCACCAAAGACUUUAACUUUACUGAUAGUGAUUUCACCAUGGAUAAAUUCGUAUUAUAUGUUAAUGAUAUUAUUGCUCAAGGGUUUAAUAAGGGUGCUGAUUUCACUAAUAUUCAUAAUGAAUUAAUCAAUCCAAAGGAAUCGUUAUGGAAAUGGAGUAAAUAUUAG
Molecule: messenger RNA, 912 nt
Organism: Scheffersomyces coipomensis
Lineage: Eukaryota; Fungi; Ascomycota; Pichiomycetes; Serinales; Debaryomycetaceae
Exons: 1
Coding region: 1-912 (303 amino acids)
Source: RefSeq, a predicted model, not a curated record